AUGGACUACGAGCCACCCUCGCCUUCUUACCCUUAUCCCGAUACUCACCAGCCUCAAGACUCAGGACGGCCCCUCGAGCAAGUGGACGAGCGUCUUGACCUGAAUACAAAUCCUAGACAUAUCUCUGAAAUCUACUCUCACGAUGCUAUAUCUGGAGCCGAGCUCGGCCAGGACAACUCCAUCAUCUCCGAGUACCUGAGGAGUAGGGACCCUGCCUGGGACCAGCUGACUCCGCGUACUGCACCGCUGACCCUCCUCGAGCUGCCUGUUGACGUCCUUCGUUUGGUUGUGAAGGAGGUGCGCAUCACACAUACCAACGACCUCACCUCUCUGGCGCUGACCAACUCAACCCUUCACAACCUCGCCAUUCCCCACAUCUACUCUCGCUUUGACAUCGUCUGGCCUGAUGCCCUCACCACCACGACCGAGGUGAAAAGUGUCGACGCCCUUACGUACGGCCUAUCGACUCUGUGCCUCGGCAGUCCGUUUGCACGCACUACGAGGCGGCUCCGGAAGGAUGGAAACAUGCCUCCUGGGUCGCUAGCCAAGUUCGCCGGCAACGACUACGCAAAAUAUACCCGCAAGUUCUCCUUGGGCAACGGCCCGAACGACUGGGUCUCCGAAUAUGCUAUUAAUAAAGAGAGUGGCAAGAUGCUGGGGACCUUGGUUGCCUUGGCAGUAUCCAGGAUGGUGAACCUCGAGACCUUCAUAUGGGAUAUGCCUACUGGGGUUCUGUCGGACAUUUUCAUGGCACUGGCUUCUCUGCCCGACAGCUCGGAAAAUGGGCAGUGUAUGCUGGAGCGUGUCUGGAUUCGAUGGCAUGACAAUUCGGAUACAGGCUCCACGUCUUCGUCGGCAUCAAGUCCCAGUCCGGCCACGGCACCCGCCGCCGUGGUACCCGCUGGCAGUACCCUGACUCCCAUUGGCAUCUCGCUACCUUCAACCGCCUCCCAUCCGGCGCCCAAACCUGCCAUCACCUAUGGAGAGAAUCACGUCGAGUACCCCACCUUCAGCGUCCUCCCGCCUCUCAAGAGCCUCACCGUGCUGGAUAUCGAUGAGCUGGCCUAUCUGGAUGAGAUGUCUGUGCUGAUAGAGCGGUCUGUGGAGAGCCUCCAGGAGCUCAGGGUGGGCAUCUCGAACAAAGCUAUACAUCACGAUUUCGUGCAGACCUGGGACGGUCCAGAGCUUGAGCAGGUGGACCACAACGCUCGCUGGCCAGGUGAGAGCAGGAUUGGUGAGAGACGACUGGGGGGUGUUCUUGGCGUGCUCGUCGGCCGCAUAUACGACAUCCGGCGGAAGCCUUCUAGGCCAAAGUCUGAACGUCCCGCAGCGCCACCAGAUGAUUUGGCCAGCCCACAAACUCCGCCCGCUGCAUCCCCUGAGGUACCUCCUACUACUUCGGGAGACGUUCCGCUAUUUGUCGUGGAAGAUGAGACGAAUUCCCCGAUUUCCGAGCCAAACGUGACCCCUACAAAAGAUGCCCAGGUGGCAUUGGGGGCUUCGUCAACGGCUGAUCCCACAUGCCCUGCGUCGUCGGAAUGUCCGGUGAGGGACAGACUGGACGGCAAACUCGGGCUUACGACGUUGGAGCUCGAGAGGGUGCCCCUGUCUAUGCAGGUGUGCAACAAGGCGUUUGACUGGGCAGUAUUGACCAACUUGACCAUUCUAGAGUGUGCCCAACACGAGAAUCUGUGGAAGCUGCUGAAAAAGCAAUUCCAGCCUCAGCCCCGAGUCCACGGCUAUGGAAUCUCACCAACGUCCAGCAAGCCGAUGCCCAACGCUCCUCUACAGUACGCUCUCAAUUUAAAACGCCUCCAUACGGAUGUCACAUCGCCAGCCCUUAUCACCUUCAUCCGUGCGACUUUGGCACCUAAUUCCCUAGAAACACUGUUUCUGCAGGAUCGCAGGCGGUCCGGCAGCAACACUGGCAACAGCCCGCCUCCUGUUACGAUUGAUACUGUCUUCAGGGGUGCCAUCAAACGUCAUCGGUCCAGCUUACGAAGAUUGCUUUUGGACAGCUCAGCCAAGAUCAAUACCAGCGCAUCUAAUUCUAAGAGCACCAGGUGGCGCUCAUGGUGUCUACCAACCGAGGUCUUGCUGUAUAUCACCAGCGGGCGGAUGUCAAACUUGCGGGAGCUGGCCGUGGCAAUUGAAUAUAAUGACUGGCAUACCUUCCUACAACGUUUACCCAAUAUCCCUCAGCUUCGUUCGCUUCACAUUCCUUUCCUGGCAGACCACGUGAUUGGCAAUGCCGAACCCAAGGAGCUGGUCAUGCAGAUGACGGACAUCAUCACCCUGCGGCCAGAGAUACAGCUCUGCUACGUGGGCAUCUCAAACAAGUGCUUCGAGAUUCUGGAAAACCGGCCGUCUGACAAUUUGACCAAUACUCAGCUGAGCGGAGACAGCGGCCCGGUGAAUUUGGUCCACGGCGAUGCUGUUAUGAACCAUGCGGCGGCUGUAGUUGAAGAUGCCACCGACGAGGACGAUACAGAGGACGAGGAUCAUGAUGACGAGGAGUCGCAGGACGAGGGCACUCCGACGAGCCCGACCGAGCCUGAGGACACACAGUCGGAGCACUCAUACGACGACUCGGACGAUGACUCCUUCGUGGAGCCAGCACCCAAGGCUCGCUUGCGACUGCGGGAGAUUCUCUUUUAUGAUGAUAAAGUUGCUAUAUUCAAGGCUCGACAUGGGCGGCUCUAGAUGUGACGCUCCCAAGUAACUGGGACGUAGACCUGGUGUUACGCCAAAGAGAAGUGGUACCCUUCAUAACACUCCAUACUGAGUCCUCAGCAUAAAGAUCAAAGCUUACCAAGCGGCCGGGCCAUGAUGGAAAAAGAAUGACUAGAUGAUGGAUGCACGGGCUAUACCCAUGGGCGUUUUGUAUUUCAUGCUCAAAGCAGCGCAGUCCUCUGGGAGGUCUCUAGAGCUAACUAACAUCAAGCUGCCUAAUACGAUAUCUGAAUAGCAUCUCC
This is a messenger RNA of Cryphonectria parasitica EP155, 2975 nucleotides long. RefSeq lists its product as uncharacterized. The record is from RefSeq and is a predicted model, not a curated record. NCBI's taxonomy places the organism in Eukaryota, Fungi, Ascomycota, Sordariomycetes, Diaporthales, Cryphonectriaceae. The coding region runs from base 1 to 2703 and encodes 900 amino acids. The transcript is spliced from 3 exons.